UAACGUCAGAGGGGAGGGGUGGGUCGAGUUCUCUAUUAGCCUGGAUACCUUUAUUCCCUCUGCCUGUCUGCCUGACAAUGGAGCCGGAGCUCGACGGAGAUCUGCACAGAGACUGGACGGUGUUGAUCUCCUGGAUCUUUCGUGCUUGUUAGGGCAGAUAGCUAAGCAAGCACCCGGCCAUUGUGUUGUGACGCUGAGAAAGAAAGUAGUCUGCGCUGUGGAUAACACACUGGUAGCGGGGGGCGGGGAGAGACACCUGGGACGACUCUGCUUCUGUCUUUGUUUGCUUUCUCUGUAAAGAUGUCCACUUUGGCUGCGAUGUUACUGCUGCUAGUUCUGUGUUUCCCCAUCAGUACAUCUGAAGGCGCAUCAUCAGCAACCCGGAAGUGUGAGGACAGCUUGGUCACACCUCUUCCCAACAAAUUCUUUCAUGGUUCAUCAGAAUAUGGCCGAGGAUAUGGAGCUGCUUUUGCUAAACUCAACAGAAUACAAGGAGCUGGAGGGUGGUCACCUUUGGACACAGACCGUUACCAGUGGCUGCAAGUAGAUCUGGGCUCAAGAAAGCAAGUAGUUUCCAUAGCAACUCAGGGCCGCCACAGAAGCUACGAUUGGACAAGUCAAUACCGGCUGCUUUACAGUGACACACCCAACAACUGGAGGCCCUAUUUAAAGGAUGGAAAUAUUUGGACAUUCAAGGGGAAUAAUAAUAGUGACAAUGUUGUACGUGAAGACCUACAACAUGCUAUAGUGGCACGCUACAUCCGCUUCAUCCCUUUGCACUGGAGCCAAAAGGGGCGAAUUGGACUCCGCUUGGAACUUUAUGGCUGCUCAUACUGGGCUGAUGUAAUCAGUUUUGAUGGCCACAGCAUCAUCUCUUAUCGCUUCAGGAGUAAGAAGAUGAAAACUCUGAAGGAUGUUAUUUCUCUGAAGCUUAAAACCACGGCCAGAGAUGGAGUGCUACUGUAUGGUGAGGGACAGCAGGGAGACUACAUCUUGCUGGAGCUUCGCAGGGCAACAAUGAAGCUUAGCAUAAAUUUAGGUAGUAGUCAGUACAAUCUGAUUCAGGGUCACACCUCUGUAACCAGUGGAAGCUUGUUGGAUGAUGGUCACUGGCACUCUGUUGUCAUUGAGCGUUACCGUAGAAAUAUCAAUUUCACAUUGGACCACCACACUCAUCAGUUCAGGACUAAUGGAGAGUUUGAGCACCUGGACCUUGACUAUGAGCUCACGUUUGGAGGACUUUCUGAAUCUGCAAAGAUGAGUUUUGGUGGCAAAGAGAAUUUUGUUGGUUGCAUGGAGGGAAUUACCUACAACGGAGACAACAUUACCAACUUGGUGCGCAGGAAGAAAGUUGACACCUCUAGCUUUCGUAACCUGACAUUCACCUGUGCUGAGUCGAGUUCCUUUCCUGUCUACUUUAACUCUACAUCUUUGCUACGGCUGCCAGGUCAGAGGGACAGUGAUGUUCUUUCAGUGAGCCUGUCUUUCAGAACGUGGAACCCCAGCGGAGUGCUGAUGUUCACACAACUGGCCAAGGGUUGGUUGGAGCUGGGACUGAUUGACGGCAAGGUCACGGUCUACAUAAAUGUGACACAGAAGAGGAGCUCACAUAUUGACAUUUCCUCAGGGCUAGGUUUGAAUGAUGGCCAGUGGCACAGCGUCCACUUGAAUGCACUGGACAACUACGCCAUGCUGACAGUGGACGGAGAUGAGGCAUCCACUGUUAGGACAGCUAUUCCUGCCCAGAUCAAGACAGGAGGGACCUACUACUUUGGAGGUUACGUCUCACGCACUGACAGUCGGUCAUUACAGCGCUCAUUCCAGGGAUGCAUACAGAUGAUCCACAUAGAUGACCAUCUGGUGGACCUACGAGCUCUGGAGGACGGUCACAUUGGAACUUUUGAAAAUGUUAGCCUGGAUAUGUGCGCAAUUAUAGACAGAUGUGUUCCUAACCACUGUGAGCAUGGUGGGAAAUGCUCCCAGACAUGGGAUACAUUCAGCUGCAACUGUAGUGGCACUGGCUACUCUGGAGCAACUUGCCAUACUUCACUGUUUCAGCAGUCCUGUGAGGAGUAUAGGCAUCAGGGAAGGAGCUCAGGCAGCUUCUGGAUUGACCCUGAUGGUAGUGGCACUAUAUCCCCUUUCAGAAUACACUGUGACAUGACAGAAGCCAUGGAUUGGACCAUUCUAAGGAACAACCUGUCUCCUGAGAUGUCAGUCUCUGCUGUAGACAAGGAUGGAAAAGCAGUAAUUCAGAUUAAUUACAAUAUCACCGAAGAACAGGUGUUGUCAGUUACCAGCAGAGCAGAAAGGUGUGAACAGUAUGUAGCUUACACCUGCCGAAUGUCUCGCCUGCUUAACAGUCCAGAUGGCUCUCCAUUUACCUGGUGGGUGGGAAGAGACAACAAAAGACAUUUCUACUGGGGCGGCUCAGGACCUGGGAUACAGAAGUGUGCCUGCGGUAUUGAAAACAACUGUACUUCUUCCAAACAUUACUGUAACUGUGAUGCUGACCUACGAACCUGGAAAGAGGAUGCAGGCCUGUUAGUGUAUAAAGACCAUUUGCCGGUGAAUAAGGUUGUGGUUGGUGAUACAAGCAGAGCCGGAUCUGAGGGCAAACUGACUGUUGGGCCUCUUAAAUGCCAGGGGGAUCGCAACUUCUGGAAUGCAGCAUCCUUUAUCAGCCCCGCCUCUUCACUUCACUUCAAGUCUUUUCGAAGUGAAACCAGUACUGAUAUCUCCUUCUACUUUAAGACGUCUUCCAAUCGUGGAGUCCUACUGGAGAAUCUGGGAGCCAGCAACUUCCUUCACAUUGAAAUCAGAGGAGGCUCAAUGGUCCUGUUAUCUUUUGAUUUUGGAAGAAACCAGAUGGAACUCACUGUUCACUCACCAAAGCCUCUAAAUGAUGACCAGUGGCACCGGGUUGAGGUUGAGAAGAACAUCAAAGAGGCAGUGCUACAACUUGAUGGUCAGUAUAGAGAGGUCAAAGCUACCCCACCGCUGGGACACACAGAACUGGAGUUCUACAGUGAUCUUUAUAUUGGUGCUUUGAGUGGUCAAAGGGGCUUUCUUGGCUGCAUGAGGGCUCUGAAAAUAAAUGGUAUCUUCUUCAAUCUGGAAGAGAGAGCAAAAGUGACACCAGGAGUGAAGCCAGGCUGUCAGGGCCACUGUAGCAGCUACAAUAUGCACUGCAGGAAUGGAGGGAAGUGUGUGGAGCAAUACAAUGGAUACUCAUGUGACUGCUCUCUCAGUGCAUAUGAUGGACCCUUCUGCACUGAUGAUGUAGGAGGAUAUUUUGAAGCAGGAACCCUGGUGCGUUAUGAUUUUCUGACAGAUCAUGGAGCAUCUUUGCUGGGCGACCCAAGGAGCUUUUUAGAUGUUGGUAAUUUAGUCAACCUCACUCAGGAAGAGCUAGUCUUCAGUUUUAGCACGUACAGUGCUCCAAGCAUUCUGAUGUACAUCAGUUCAAGAUCCCAGGACUACAUGGCUGUGGUACUGCGAAGCAAUGGGUCUCUUCAGGUCCGUUACAGUCUUGGUGGACUAGCAGAGCCUUACACCAUAGAUAUUGAUCAUCGCAACAUGGCCAAUGGACAGCCACACACAGUAAACAUAACAAGGAAUUUAAGGAAGAUUCAACUACAGCUUGAUCACUAUACCACAUCAACAUACAUGCUACCCGAAGCUUCUGACACACAGUUCAACUUGGUCAAAAGUAUCUUUCUUGGAAAGGUCUUUGAAACUGGACAGAUUGACCCCAUUUUAAUUGAACGCUACAACAGCCCAGGCUUUGUUGGAUGCUUAUCCAGAGUUCAGCUGAACAAUGUGGCACCGCUGAAAGCAGCACUUCGUUCAGGCAUGAAAGCUCCAGUCAGCAUCCAUGGAAUACUGGUUCAGUCCAACUGUGGAGCCUCACCUCUGACCAUCCCCCCCAUCCAACCUGCUAAUGACAUCUGGCAAAUAGAUGCUGGUUCAGCGCUUUUCUCCUUUAAAGAUGAAAAGACUGGUGCUGAUGCUGUUCAUCACAAUUUUGCAGUGAUUGGAGGUACAAUCUCCCUGGUCAUCCUGUCAGUGUUGUGCAUCUUGGUGUUCGUUAUUCGCCAUAUGUUUCGUCACAAGGGCUCAUACCACACUAACGAGGCCAAGGGCGCAGAGUCAGCAAACUGUGCUGAUGCAGCCAUUAUAGUCAAUGACCCAGCCUUCACUGAAACAAUUGAUGAGAGCAAGAAAGAGUGGUUCAUCUGAAGUCUAGAAUAGCCAUGAACAUGUCACAUUGGGAAGAUGGAUUUUCUUUUUCAAGCUUUGGAGUAUGUAGGCAGUGGAAGAGCUUUUAUUUUAAAAACUUUGGGGACAACAGACACUAUGUGAAUACAGAGUAAGUGUUAUGGCAUAAAGCACAGCCAGAGCCUGUCUUAAUCAAUAAAGAAUAAAUAAUGGCUUUGGGCAAAUUUCUUUUAAAAUGGACAAUGCAACAAAGUAAAAACCUUCACAGGAGAGUGCCAUAAAAUCAAAGAAUUAAAGUAUCUUGGUGCAUGUGACUUUUUUAUCAUUCUAAAAUAAACUCUGUUUUGUCUUUUGUCAAGUUUUUUUAUAUAUAAAAAUGUUUUUAGCUUUACUUUAACCUUAUUUGUAUAUUUAUUUUUAUAUUAUUUAUCUUUGUUUUUUUUGUAUGUUUGAUCUUCAUAAAAUUUGAAAAUGAUUGUAUAAAUUAUGCCACAAAACAUCGCUAUUUAUAACUAUUUGAAUUUUAUCGUUUGUUUUUACCAUAUUUAAACACUUGAUCCAUUUUGAUUAAAAUCUUUUUGUGUGUUUUUGCCUGCCUCUAUGUAAAGAUGAUGAAGCUCUGACUGUCUUUGAAACAUUUAGGCUUUUUUUAUUGCAUUUUACAUGAUAGCGUUGGC
Molecule: messenger RNA, 4898 nt
Organism: Fundulus heteroclitus (mummichog)
Lineage: Eukaryota; Metazoa; Chordata; Actinopteri; Cyprinodontiformes; Fundulidae
Product: contactin-associated protein-like 2
Exons: 25
Coding region: 301-4242 (1313 amino acids)
Source: RefSeq, a predicted model, not a curated record